Hemibagrus wyckioides is the source of this 1097-nucleotide messenger RNA. Its product is annotated as rab-3A-interacting protein-like. Gene Ontology annotation, molecular function: guanyl-nucleotide exchange factor activity. The record is from RefSeq and is a predicted model, not a curated record. NCBI's taxonomy places the organism in Eukaryota, Metazoa, Chordata, Actinopteri, Siluriformes, Bagridae. The transcript is spliced from 4 exons. The coding region runs from base 110 to 478 and encodes 122 amino acids. Gene Ontology annotation, biological process: exocytosis. Gene Ontology annotation, cellular component: Golgi to plasma membrane transport vesicle.
GCUCCUGAGUUCUAUAUUGAAAUAGUGCAAAAUUAGGUUUAAAUCCUGAGUUUUAUCAUUUAAUUUAAUUACUAAGUUGUUUACUACUUAGAUUCCACUUGACCAUGGAAUGAAGCACUGUUGGUCAACUUUGGUUAAUGUCCGCAUGCCUGGACUGGACGGCUCAGCCUCGCAGGAGGUGGGACUAGGUGACGGAAGCGCCGCAUUGGCUGAUGAUGGCGAGGACCCCUUGGGCUUGAGCACUGACAGCCUAUCACGACUCAGAAGCCCUUCUGUGAUGGAAGUCAGAGAAAAGGGAUACGAGACACUGAGGGAGGAGCUGACCAAAGCCCAGCGGGAGCUUCAGUUAAAAGACGAGGAGUGUGAGAGACUUUCUAAAGUCAGGGACCAGCUGGGGCAGGAGCUGGAGGAACUCACUGCUAGCCUGUUUGAGGUUUGUUUUCAUUCGUUUGGUUUAUUCUCCUUCCUGGUCCAAUAAAAUAAAAAGUGUGUGUUUUUUACUAAGUUUUAGUGGCUAUUUCUGCCAAGAUACAUAGCUUCUCAGCAGCUACACAGCACAUCUCCAGCUUUGUAUAAUUCAUGUCCAGCAUGCAAGGAUGUAAAUAAAUGAUAAAAGUUUCACUUAAUCAGUAUUUCUCUUUAUGAUCAUAAUGUGCUGAUGAUCUGCUUGUGAAGCUUUUGUCUUUCUCUAUUCAUGUAUUCCUUCGUCAUGGUUUUUAGCUUCAUGUUCCUUCCUACUCCAUUUCUGUUUCUGUUUCUCAUCACUUGUUUCCUACCUCUCCUGUGUUUACUACCUCUGUGUGUGUGUGUGUGUGUGUGUGUGUGUGUGUGUGUGUGUGAGAGAGAGAGAGAGAGAGAGGCCAACACAGAGAAGCAGCUGAAGGAAGCACUGGGGAAGAUGGAUGUCCUCCAGGCCGAGGUGUCUGCACUGAAGACUCUCGUUCUGUCCACGUCUCCUACAUCACCGUGUAAGGAGCUGCCGUCAGGCUCCAAGGUUCCAUUUAAGAAAGGUCACGUGUGCAAUAAGAGCACCAGUAGCGCUAUGCUGGGCAGCCAGCAGGAGCUCAGCGUUCCCCAGCCCAUCGUACGUGACUGCA